UGAGACCGUACAGGAAAUUUCCCCGAAAUAACACAGUAUGUUAGCCUUCUAUACCGAUACAAACCUCUUACCGAUAUAAACCUAGCUCUGAGAAUACCUUAUCGCAAGUAAACAAGGAGAAUCGGGUAUGGCCAUAGUAAUGGAUCCGAAAGACUACGAUUAUGACGCCCCUAUCCAAUAUAUCAACAAGAAGCGUUUUAAUUUCGGGCUGUGCGAGGUCCCCCUGUACUGGGCGAACAUUCUGUUUGCCUUCCUAGCAGUAGCAGGUCAAGUUGGGCAGAACGUUUCUCUCCCUUUGUGGCUAGUAGCAACCAAGGAGUUCAGUACACCUAGCGGAAAUCACACAACACUGCAUGCAACUGAUACAACCGGAGAGAUGGACGCGUAUUUCGUUGUAUCUUUCGCUAGCAUGUGCUUUGUGGUGAUUUUCGGGAUCGCAAUUUUGGUGAUGAGAUUCGCUAAACCUGGGAUGAUAGGCGAAACAGAGCGGAUGUUCCCGCAUACCAUUUUGUUUGGUGUGGGUCUGUGCGAUGCGUUGAAUGGUUCUUUGGUGGUGUUUGCGAGUCCACCAAGUCGUACUGCACCUUACCUACAAGCUAUUCUAGGGAACUUCAUCAUCCCCCUGACCAUUGUUCUAAGGUUUUUCGUGUUGAGAAAGAAGCCCACGAUACUCAAGUUUGUUUGCGGAAUGCUGGUUCUCUUGGCUCUGUUCAUCUGUCUCUUGCCCUCCAUUUUCCCGAAGCAGCUCGACCCCAGUCCCAAGGGGGCUGGAGAGGGGGCGAGCGGCCUAGCGGGCGUCCUAUGGCCGAUCUGUUUUAUGCUCGGAUUCGUACCUGCCGCGGCGAUGAAUGUCAUCGAGGAGAAAGGACUGAAAAUGCAGAACAUUAUGUCGCGGAAGGGAAUCAACAUCGUGUACUUCUUGUUUUGGGAGUCGGUGUACCAGCUACUCUGCGUGCUAGCACUCUUCUGGGUGGACAUCAUACCUAGCUAUGGCUUUGCCAACAGCAUCAGUCAGUUUUGGAAAAAUUGGAGCUUUGGUUUCCGAUGUUUUUUCGGCGGCGCGGGCUGUAACGGCGUGCCUGGGACCAGAGGAACAGUUUUCGUCGUCACGUACACGAUCUCGUAUAUCGGCGGCGGGUUUUUGUUACGUUACGCAGAAGGAGCCACCUUAUUGGCUAUUGUAACGUCUCUCGUAACUCCACUCGGCUUUAUCUUCUGGACUCUGUUUGACUCUUCACCUUUCAAGUGGCAUCCGGUUGGUCACGUGUCCACUUGGUAUGCCCUUGGCGCGCUAGGCCUCAUGGUUCCAGCUAUAUUUUUCUACAACUUUGGAUCACCUGAGGUUGAACGCGAGUUGAGAGUUCGUGAAGCGGUCGAUCCGCCCUAUGAAUACCGACCGGAUUCACCAGGACUACGGGCUAACGAAACUGACCCUCUCAUUCGCACAUAGCACUGUACAAACAGACCUGCAUGAACUUGAAUACGCUGACCGGUGGAACUGGGGAUUAGGGGCUAACGAAAUGGACCCUCUCAUCUGCACCUGUAUAAACCGAACGGAUUCGCCAGGACUGCAAGAAACAAAACGAACCCUCUUUUCCGUACCUGCUACUAUCCAACUAUCUGUAUUUAGUAAGGAACUAGUUUAAAAUUGGGCGCGAAUGAAAACAUUUUACAUACCCCUACUCAACUCCAAGUCACACAAAGAAUCCAUUUCCACCAGCAAAUUCAAGUGAGUAACUGAGAAGCUAUCAAUCAGAUAGUGUUAGCAAGCAUUGAAGUUCAAAGUUUCUUGCAAAUGUGUAUUUCCAGAAAAUAUCCAUCCCCCCCUCAUUGAGGGGAUUGGAAUUUCCGGGUGAAGUGG
This is a messenger RNA of Nematostella vectensis (starlet sea anemone), 1861 nucleotides long. RefSeq lists its product as uncharacterized. Bases 128 to 1450 code for a protein of 440 amino acids. The transcript is spliced from 6 exons. The record is from RefSeq and is a predicted model, not a curated record. Lineage: Eukaryota; Metazoa; Cnidaria; Anthozoa; Actiniaria; Edwardsiidae.